Messenger RNA from Hyla sarda, 2368 nucleotides. RefSeq names its product neuromedin U receptor 1 (gene NMUR1). The record is from RefSeq and is a predicted model, not a curated record. The transcript has 4 exons. Gene Ontology annotation, biological process: G protein-coupled receptor signaling pathway. NCBI's taxonomy places the organism in Eukaryota, Metazoa, Chordata, Amphibia, Anura, Hylidae. Gene Ontology annotation, cellular component: plasma membrane. Gene Ontology annotation, molecular function: neuromedin U receptor activity. Bases 274 to 1590 code for a protein of 438 amino acids.
GCACAUUCAGGUCUGUGUAGGAUGUGAAUACACUUAUCCAGCAGUGUAUGUCCUGGAGUGUCAUUAAACAGCUUGAAGCAUAUGAAAAACUGAAGGGAUUAACCAUAUCUGGAGAAUCAGAUCUCUGUGCAUGAAUUGUCAUGUUUUCAGUCACCAUUUAACAGGACUUUAGAAUCGAUAGGAUUGUAUCCUAUUACACACAUCAGAAAGUAAAGCCCAACAGCGAAUCUUGUACAGCGUUGAAGCAGAGGUUUCUCUAUUAUACAUCAAGAAAUGACUUCCACCUUAAGCAACUACACAAACCUGGGAUUUUCACAGCAUCACAAGGAUAUUCCUCGUAGUCUUGAUCAAAUUGGAACGUCUAAUGAAAGUACAAUAAACCACAGCAUGGAGUUCUGUGAUAUAAACCCUGUGGAUUGCAACUUGACAAUAGAAGAGCUUCUAUAUAAAUACCUGGGACCUCGACAAUCCAACUACUUCACCCCAAUCUGUGUGAUAUACCUUCUCGUCUUUGCAGUUGGUGCUGUGGGGAAUAUUUUAACUUGCAUUGUGAUUAUCAGACACAAGAUCAUGAGGACUCCUACAAAUUAUUACCUGUUUAGUCUUGCGAUCUCUGAUUUGCUGGUACUUUUGUUAGGCAUGCCUCUCGAGCUUUAUGAGCUCUGGAGUAAUUACCCCUUUCUUUUUGGAAAAGGUGGUUGUUCCUUUAAAACUCUUUUAUUUGAAACAGUUUGCUUUGCCUCAAUUUUAAAUGUAACUGCGCUGAGCGUGGAGAGAUACAUUGCUGUGGUACAUCCCCUUCGGGCCAAGUAUGUAGUAACUCGAAACCAUGCUAAGAGAGUCAUCAUUACUGUGUGGGCUUUGUCUAUUAUGUGCUCUGUUCCCAACACCUGCCUAAUAGGGAUCUAUGACCUGAAUGUGCCUGGUCUUGGAGUAAUACCUGGCUCUACUGUUUGUACCUUAGUGAAACCCAGAUGGAUUUACAACCUCAUCAUUCAGAUUACCACCAUAUUUUUCUUCUUCUUACCAAUGGGUACAAUCAGUAUUCUGUACCUGCUUAUUGGUCUUCAACUUAAGAAGGAGAAAAUGCUGCAAGUUUUAGAAGCGAAGUCUGGUGGAGAUGGAGACAGUUACCAAAAUGUUCGACUUCAACAAGAGAAGAACCGAAGAAGGCAAGUGACUAAGAUGCUGUUCAUCCUUGUGGUGGUGUUUGGAAUUUGUUGGGCUCCCUUCCAUACUGAACGACUGAUGUGGAGCUUCAUUCAUGACUGGUCAGAAGAAAUGCACCAAAUGUUUAGCUUUGUCCAUGUAGUCUCUGGUGUGUUAUUUUAUCUAAGUUCAGCAGUCAACCCAAUUCUGUACAACCUACUUUCCACACGUUUCCGGGAGAUGUUCAAGGAAGUGAUGUGUCACGGGAGGAAGAAGAAGUUAGGCUCGCGAAGAUCGUCCCCUAGUGUUACAAGGGUUACCACACGGAGCACGGUGUGCGAGCAUGUGCCAGGAAAUGGACUUCCUUUUUCUGAUGUAGAUGAAUUUGACAUGUAUGUGGAAUGUGAUAACGGGGCGAAAAAUCAGUCAUCUUUCUCUUAAACCACUUCCUUGAUUCAUUCAUUGGUCAAUGGGCAAUAAUGUAGCCUAUAUCAUGUCUGCACAGUGAGCUCUAGCUCAACUGGAUUUCCAGAAUUUCAAAAAUGAAUUAAUUUUUUCUGCCAGUUCAAUACCCAGGUGGUAAAUGAGUCAAAAAAGCUGCACAUUACCUCAGACACUCAGGCCAGAUAAAUAUAGUCUGUGUGACAACAGUACAGAGCAAAUAACUCUUGAUAGUCUUCUGAGUAUUAGAAUGCAAUUUAUCCCAGAUUGGUGAUGCUAUAUAUGCUAAUUGUUGGGUAAGCAAUUCCGAAUGUAUCACCUAUUUUUGCAGCACCCUCUCAGUCCUGCAUUCCUUCUUACUUUAAAAUGUCAGUAGCAGUAGAAAUAGAGUGGGUCACAUUCCACAAGCAAAAGCCAGAGAAGUUAGCGAUCUGUUCAUUGCAGUCUCUCACGCAGAUAAUAACUUUUGUGGGGCCAGUGCUGACUAACUUACUGUCAUUUGUAAAUGAGGAAGCACCCGGGGUGUAUGAGAUGAGUUCACUAUGCCUUUAUUACAUACAUGGCAGGUAUAACACCCACUAAUGUUGCCAUGAACGUGCCUUGUCUAAGACAGUACUAAGUAACCCAGCAAUGGGUUUCACAUUCUAAUUGGCAGAAUGAUGUGUAGAACUGCCUAGAAGUGGAUAUAUCACCCAGGUCUGUGUGCUUCCUUCAUAUUUAUGCUUAAAGGGGUACUCCACUGCUCAGCGUUUGGAACAAACUGUUCCGAAUGCUGGAG